This is a messenger RNA of Cynocephalus volans (Philippine flying lemur), 570 nucleotides long. It is a transcript of the gene ASCL2, whose product is annotated as achaete-scute family bHLH transcription factor 2. The record is from RefSeq and is a predicted model, not a curated record. The transcript has a single exon. Bases 1 to 570 code for a protein of 189 amino acids. Lineage: Eukaryota; Metazoa; Chordata; Mammalia; Dermoptera; Cynocephalidae. Gene Ontology annotation, molecular function: DNA-binding transcription factor activity, RNA polymerase II-specific; protein dimerization activity.
AUGGACGGCGCUCUGCCCCGGCCCGCGCCCCCCGCGCCUGGCGACUGCGCCGUCGGGCGCACGCCCGCGUCCCCGGAGCUGCUGCGCUGCAGCCGGCGCCGGCGGCCGGGCGGCGCGGAAGCCGGGGGCGGCGCGGCGGCCGUAGCGCGGCGCAACGAGCGCGAGCGCAACCGCGUGAAGCUGGUGAACUUGGGCUUCCAGGCGCUGCGGCAGCACGUGCCGCACGGAGGCGCCAGCAAGAAGCUGAGCAAGGUGGAAACGCUGCGCUCGGCCGUGGAGUACAUCCGCGCGCUGCAGAGCCUGCUGGCUGAGCACGACGCGGUGCGCGCCGCGCUGGCCGGGGGGCUGUUGGCGCCCGCCGCGCGGCCCUCCGCGCCCCGCGGGCCGCCUCGGACGCGCCCGGCCGCCGCCUCGUCCUCCUGCGCCUCGUCGUCCCCGGGCCGUGGGGGCAGCUCGGAGCCCGGCUCCCCGCGCUCCGCCUACUCGUCGGACGACAGCGGCGGCGAGGGCGCGCUGAGCCCCGCCGAGCGCGAGCUGCUCGAAUUCUCCAGCUGGUUAGGGGGCUGCUGA